AUGGCGGAUCACUGUUCAAAGCCCGUGGGCAACCACGUUGGCAUUGUCGGCACUGGCGCUUUGGGACUUCUCGCGAUGAAGAAUCUCAAGGAGCAAGGGUUGCAAGUAACCGCUUUUGAGCAGAAUAGUUACCUUGGUGGGUUGUGGCACUUCUCACCCAAGCCAGACCAAGUCACUGCACUGCCAAUGACGUCUUUCAAUACCUCGAAGCAAAUGGCGCAUAUCACGGACUUCCCUUUCGCUGACGAUGAUGCAACACACCCGACUGCAAAGAGCAUCGAACGAUACCUCGAAGCCUACGCAACGGAAUUCGAUCUGCUCCCCCAUAUCAAAUUCUACACAAAAGUCAAUCAAGUCGAAAGAGAUGAUGCCAAUGGCCAAUGGAUUGUCCACACGCACACUACAUAUCCACACGAGGAGAGUGUCAUGCAGAAGCACGUCUUCGACCGUGUCGUUCUAGCCACCGGAAUAGUCAACACGCCCAAUAUUCCUGACAUCAAAGGCAUUGAGAAGUUUGAAGGAGAGGCAAUACACUCCCUGAAAUUCAAAGAUCCGUAUAGAUAUUCGGGCAAGAAUGUUUUGCUUGUCGGCGUUGGGGCUACCAGCGCUGACACGCAGUCCUUCCUCAAGAAGGCCAAUGCUCGCUCGAUCACUAUUAGCCAUCGUAAGCAGUUUUACCUGGUCCCAAAGAUGGUCAAGGGAAACGCCUUUGACCACGGUAUGACGCGGCGAGCACUCACAAUCUUCCGAAGCCUUGGGGAAUGGUGGCCCAGAGGAUGUGCCAUGCUUUUCACAAAGGCUUUGGACAGCGCCCGACAAAAGGCAUACCCUUGGCUCAGCAAGCACCCAUCAUUUCUGGCUCCUCGAGUCCUUGAAAGCGCAGAACAUCGCAUUCCGGUUCUGUCAAAUGAUCUUGCCGAGAACCUGAGAGACGGGAUCACCCGUACUGUUCCUGGUGUGAGUGAAGUCUCUGGACCCAAAUCGGUAACCUUCACAGAUGGUUCAGUUCUGGACGAUAUCGAUGCCAUCAUUAUCUGCACAGGGUAUGAAUACGACUUCUCGCUGAUCAAAGGUAACGGUGACCCCACCAACCCGGCGAAAUCUCCAGAUCACUUUGAGCGCAUCAAUGCAACUCGGUACAAGGAUCCACACGUCCAAUUCGCUCGCCUGUAUCGUGGGUUCCUGUCCGAGGAGUAUCCCGAAUCCCUCGCGUUCAUCGGCCACUUCUUUAUAUUCAAGGCCCCUUUUGUGUUCAACGACCUCGUCACGAUGGCACUGGCCAGUCUCUGGAGCGGAACAGUACCGAUUCCCUCGGACGAGGUGAUGGCACAAGACAUCAACAGACACUACGACACCGUUGUGGAUACCCUCGGACGCGGGCCACUGCCCCAUCUGGGAUUCCGAAUGUUUGGCAGCGACACCUACGCGUGGCUGAAUAAGGUUGCGGGAACCGGGGUGACGGAUCGACUCGGGUGCUUUAGCAAGGAAGCAUGGAAGCUUUGGUGGAAAGAUCGCAAGUUUUACAACUUGCUCAUGGACGGUGCCGAUUCCCCGGCGGUCUACCGGCUUUUCGAGACGGAGCGGGGCCGGAAGGCUUGGCCUGGGGCCCGCGAUCAGAUUCUCAAGACAAACCAGGAGGUCAAGGAAAUGGGCAAGCAAUGGAGGAAGCAAAGUAGCGCAAAGUCGAAGUGA
Messenger RNA from Colletotrichum orchidophilum, 1692 nucleotides. RefSeq lists its product as uncharacterized. The record is from RefSeq and is a predicted model, not a curated record. The transcript is spliced from 4 exons. NCBI's taxonomy places the organism in Eukaryota, Fungi, Ascomycota, Sordariomycetes, Glomerellales, Glomerellaceae. Gene Ontology annotation, molecular function: NADP binding; N,N-dimethylaniline monooxygenase activity; flavin adenine dinucleotide binding. Bases 1 to 1692 code for a protein of 563 amino acids.